CCAAAGUUCUACCAGGAACGGUCUUCAGAUCCCUCCGCUACUUUCAGAACUCAAUCCGAGAUGUCAGACACACUCUGUGGUGUCUGCAACUCCGAGCCGAAGAAAUACAAGUGCCCGACUUGCGCACUCCCAUACUGCUCAAUAUCAUGUUUCAAAGAGCACAAACCAGCACACGCUGAUGCCGCGCCCGCGCCACCCGCACCACCCGCACCAGAGCUCCCGCAACCUCCUCCUCCAGCGCCCGUCCCACGCUACCUCAAGAAGAAGACCGACUUCUCCGUUCUCGCGACGAAUCCCAAAUUCCAAGACCUGCUCAAGACAUACCCAGUGCUGCUUCCCACACUCCAGCGCGUCUAUGCUGCCACAAUUGAACCCGACGAGGACGACCAGUCGCGGCGCGGCAGCAGCAGAGGCAGAGGGUUCCGAGGGCGGGGCGGCCGAGGUCGCGGGAGAGGAGGCCGCCAGAACGAUGCGCCGUAUAAGUGGACGCAAAGACAAGGCGACAACGAUGCUAUGAGGAUGCUCAAGGGGGUUAGAGGAAGAGAUGACAGCGACAAAGAGAAGCAGGCUAUGGCGGCGUUUGUGCAACUCGUCGAAGACACAUUUGGCGAUGCACAAAAUUGAGAUAUGGAGAGAAGUUCAAGACUUUCUGUUUCUAUUUCUGUCUGAACCAGUAACCGCGCAUCGACGCUGUUCCCCUGUCAAGUCACGCGAGAUCAAGUGAGAGAGGUCUCAGAACGAAAGAUCUCAGAGGUCAUCCUGGUGUCGUCAGCACCGCCGGGUCAGAUCACUGUAGGCAGCUUACGCUUAGCAUAUGGGUCAGGACUUUGUUGUGCGUAUGCUGCUUCAACGUUGCUUCAGCUUUGGU
This is a messenger RNA of Boeremia exigua, 868 nucleotides long. RefSeq lists its product as uncharacterized. Gene Ontology annotation, biological process: snoRNA localization; box C/D snoRNP assembly; maturation of LSU-rRNA from tricistronic rRNA transcript (SSU-rRNA, 5.8S rRNA, LSU-rRNA). Gene Ontology annotation, cellular component: pre-snoRNP complex; nucleus. The record is from RefSeq and is a predicted model, not a curated record. The transcript is spliced from 2 exons. The coding region runs from base 61 to 624 and encodes 187 amino acids. Lineage: Eukaryota; Fungi; Ascomycota; Dothideomycetes; Pleosporales; Didymellaceae.